Molecule: messenger RNA, 5504 nt
Organism: Alosa alosa (allis shad)
Lineage: Eukaryota; Metazoa; Chordata; Actinopteri; Clupeiformes; Clupeidae
Gene: mrtfab
Product: myocardin related transcription factor Ab
Biological process (GO): smooth muscle cell differentiation
Source: RefSeq, a predicted model, not a curated record
UUUCCGGUUAAUGUAGCCUACUGACAGUAGCAUCACGCUCUUUAUUUUGACACCGGUGAGGUGGGCAUUUUCGGUGGUUUCGAGGGUGUGUAACCGUGACUGUUUCAUUUUCACAUGCCAUGCGAAACAACCUCUAGAAUUUACCGUCCAAAUGGAUUUUCUUUGCUGUGCAUAGAAAUGGGAAAAGCUUCAUCCAGUUCCCCAAGGACAAAGUAAAGAAGGUUCCGCUGGCCUUGCCCACCCGUCGCGCUGGCAGCCCUGGCAACCCAUUGCGUGGAGGAGCUCAGCCCGGGCAGCAUGGUGGCUGCCACGGUGACUGGCUCCGCUCCCAGCCCGCAGAGCGAGGCGGUGACCAAUGAGCUGCAGGAGCUGUCGCUGCAGGCCGUCCCCACCCUGCUGCCCCUCAAGGAGAGGAAGAAUGUGCUACAGCUCAAACUGCAGCAGCGACGCACACGAGAGGAGCUGGUCAGCCAAGGGAUCAUGCCUCCACUGAAGAGCCCGGCUGCUUUCCACGAGCAGAGGAGAAGUCUGGAGCGGGCACGGACGGAGGACUAUCUGAAGAGGAAGAUCCGGAGCCGUCCUGAGAGGUCGGAGCUAGUGAGAAUGCACAUACUGGAAGAGACAUCGGCCGAGCCCUCUCUGCAGGCCAAGCAGAUGAAGCUGAAAAGAGCUCGUCUGGCUGAUGACCUCAACGAUAAGCUUUCUCACCGACCAGGCCCCAUUGAGCUCAUCCACAAGAACAUCCUGCCCGUGCACACAAUCAUUGGUACGGAGUCACCAAAGGGCGACAGCUCCUCAUUGGACGAGGACAGCAGUGAUGCGCUCUCGCCUGAUCAGCCAGCCAAUCACGACUCUCCCCUCAGCUCCAGUCAGCAGCACUCGCCGCCUGAUGUGCUUAAUCUGAAUGGCAACCCAUCUCCCCCUCAGUUCCUUCCCCAAGUCCCCUUGCAGCUGAACGGCACGGACGUUCCUCCUCCACUGCCGCUGACCAAUGGGGCCUUGACAGUCACCACACCGCGUCCGGCCACGGGACAGACGAAGUCAUCGUCUAAGUCCAGCUCGGACCGGCCGUCCCAGCGGCCCAAGAAGCCCAAGGACAGCAAGCCCAAGGUGAAGAAGCUCAAGUACCACCAGUACAUCCCGCCGGACCAGAAGGCGGAUCGCGAGCCGCCGCCCCAGAUGGACUCGUCCUACGCCAAGCUGCUCCAGCAACAGCAGCUCUUCCUGCAGCUGCAGAUCAUCAGCCAGCAGCAGCAGCACUACAACUACCACACCAUCCUGCCCGCGCCGCCCAAACCCCCUACUGAGCAGCAGCAGCAGCCUCCGCCUGCUCCCCCUCCCCCAGCCAACCCUGGGCCCUCCCCGUCCCGCGCCGUGCCAACCCCCACCUCCUCCUCCACCCCCUCCAGCCACACCGGGUCCAACCGACACAGUCAGCCCCCGUCUGGCGACGCCAAGCCAAGCACCCUGCCGGCAAACCUGGACGAGUUCAAAGUUGCUGAACUCAAGCAGGAGCUCAAACUGAGGGGUCUGACCGUCUCGGGCACCAAAAACGACCUGAUUGAGAGGCUGAAGAACUACCAGGAGCAGAACGGUGGUGCCAUGGCAACUGCUCAGAAAGCUUCCCAGCCUCAGGGGCAAACGAAUGGCCUCGCGCCUGUUGUCGCACAGUCCAAGGAAGCCCCAGUGAAAAUGGGAACCAUCCCAGUUGUCAACGGCCAUGUCACUCAGAUGUCCACCAUGCCCCACGUGAUGCGCUUCAGCAGCACAAGCUCCUCCCCUCCUGUGUCUCCCGCCCCCUCUGACCGGUCAUUGGCUGGAAUGAGCCCAGACGAGACCAGCUGUAAUGGCGAUGUGUUUGGUGAAAUGGUGAGCUCCCCUCUCACUCAGCUCACCUUGCACCCGUCCCCGGAGCCCCUGGAGGCUGUGGUAAAAGAGGAGCCGCGGGGCCUCGGCCAACUCUCCAGCUGCCUCUCCUGGCCCCAGCCCCCCAACGCCGCCGCCACCGCCGGUCAGAACAAGGACCAGAUGCUGCAGGAGAAGGACAAGCAGAUCGAGGAGCUGACGCGCAUGCUGCGCCAGAAGCAGCAGCUGGUGGAGACGUUGCGCUCGCAGCUGGAGCAGGGCAAGCGGCAGCAGCAGCACCGCCGCCGCGAACAUCCCCAACGUCGUCCUCGCUGCCACCGCCGCCGAGACCCGCCUCCUCCUCAACGGCGUCCAGCUCAACGGCAUGGCCGCCAGGGUGAAGGAGGAGGCCGAGGACGAGAAGAUGGCGCUGACGACCACAGCGGUACCACAGCGAGCGCUCCUGUGGUGGCGAUGGAGACGCAGCAGACUCUGCUACAGCAGCAGCAGCAGGCGGCGCAGAGGAAGGUGCAGAUGCCGUGCUCCCAGCAGACGCUGCUCAAGCUCCAGCAAAUCCAGCGGCUGCAGGCCCAGCAGCAGCAGCAGCAGCACGUGGAGCUGCAGAGGAUAGACCUGCAGCAGCAGCAGCAGAAACUGCAGCAGCUGAUCAUACAGCAGAGACAGGCGCAGCAACAACAGCAACAACAACAACAGCAACAACAGCAACAACUACUGCAACAACAACAGCAACAACAACAGCAUCAGCAGCAUCAGAGGAAGCAGCUGAGACCUCAGAAGCAGCAGCAGAGGCAGCAAAAAAAGCAGGAGCCUCCCAAACCACAGCAGGCCCCUCAAGUGUUUGUUACCCAGCAACCCAGUACACCGGUCACAACACCCUCAAUCUCAUUGGACCUCCUCAAGGCACAUCCCGCCCCUACGUUGGUGACGGACGGCAAUGGUAACCACUAUCUGAUCACACUGACCAACAGCAACACAGACGGCCAGCUGCCCAUUUCACCUCAGAGCAAGACCAACGGCCGCAUCACUCUGCAGAGGUUACAGUCAACUCCUGUCAAGCUCCCCAGCCAAUCACCUGUACAGAUGGUCACCGGCAACAACCAGUCAAAACCGACAGAACAGAAAACUCCUGUUAAACAGCCUGUGAAAAAGAGGACCGCCCUCCAUCUACAGACCAAUGGCAUGCAGGAGCCCAGCGUGCCUGUCACUGCGCCACCCAAUCUCCAGCCUUUCUUCUUCACCAAGGACUCCUCAUUGGAUCAGACCAUCUCGCCUCCACCAAUCAAGCUGGAGGUGUGUCCGACCUUUGACCGACACACCUUGUUCACCCCUCCCUCUCCUAAACAGACCUCUCACUCCACUUCACAAAAAGAGAAUGGUUCAAGCAGCCAGCAUAUUGACGACUUGUUUGACAUCCUCAUCAAGAGUGGAGAAAUCUCCUCCAAUUUCAAAGCCAAUCCAGACCCGUCCCUUUCUGAGCUGCACUCCAACCCGCCCACCCCCUCCCCUCCCUCCUCCCCCCUCCGCCUCCCCCCCCCAACACCUCCUCCAGAGCCGUCCUCCAUCUCCUCCUCCCUCUCCUCCACCUCCUCCCUCUCCUCCUCUUCCCAGCAUGCCCUGCGGAGCGGGCGGCUGGAAGACUUCCUGGAGAGCACCACGGGCACGCCGCUGCUGGGUGUGGCCGCCGCCGACGCGGAAGGUCCGAUGACGCUCAUCGACGAGCUGCACAGCCAGAUGCUAAGCACGCCCAGCAUCCUGGACCACCCGCCCUCGCCCAUGGACAUCAGCGACAUGGGCUUCGCGCCGCACCCCGCCGGCCUAGACUUCGGGGACCCCACCCUGGACGGCAUGGACUGGCUGGACAUAUCCAUGGGUGGGGGAGGGGGCGGCGUGGGGAGCGGCAGCAUCGGAGGGAGCGGAGACGGGACGGGGAGCAGCCAUGGCGUCGGGGUCGGCGGGGGCAGUGAGAGCGCCACCAUCUUGGCGCCGCUCGGCUCGCAGACGCCCCCUAGUGUCUUCUCGGCAGACUUUUUGGACAGCUCAGACCUGCAGCUGCACUGGGACUCCUGUUUGUAGCCCCCCCUCCCCCCUCCCCCGCCCGCCCGUGAGCGCGCUUGUGUGUGUGGUCUUCACCCGCUGGCUGGCGCCAGUGCAGCCAGGACAUGGACGCGGACACGAAACCCAUCGCUGUAGGGGGGGGGACGCCAGUAUUGAGACGUGUACUCGCAAGCAAGCAGACGUUAAACACGCAUCCACAAACUGUGCACAUAUGCUGUGAAAGCCCCUGCUGGAAAUCGGCUGCAGAUGCAAAAAAAGAAAGAAAACCCAAUCGUGGAGACCCUCUCCUUCUCCCUGGCGUCCGUUCCACUGAUGGCAUAAGCACUGAGUCUUUCUCCUCCACUCCCACGGCUCCACCCCACCUGCUGCACCACCUGUAUCCAAAGACUUUGCCAACAGUCCCACGGUCCCUCCUCUCUCGUCUCUCCACCCUAAGCUACUCCUCACAUUGCAGUGCUCAGAAAGCAGUACACUCUAGCCAUGCGUAGGCUUUCUGUCAGGCAGAAAACCCUGUGAGUAGUUUCAACAUAUCUGUGGUAGGAGUUAGGCUGCUGCGGCAGAUCUAAGAUGAAUUGGCAAAGAAGAGAGGAAAUUCCACAAAUGUAAUACCAAAGGCAGUGUCACUUUUCAAUGAGCAUAGUGUGUGUUUUUUUAAAAAUAGCAAAAUCUAUACCAUCUAUGCUGAUUUUCCAGAUAUCAACACACCAAUAGUUGUUGUCAUCUAGCUACCCUUCUUGGUUAAAUUGCUGAACACUGCAACUGAGCCUGGUUGCCUGCAGUUGUGUGGUUGGACAUAAAGAACAUGUCCGCCUGGUCCCAGUAAAUGAAAUCUCAUGGUCAGCGCUGCAUGGCUUCUCCAUAAAAGACAGGGGUCAUCACCGUCAGCUAUUUUCCCUUUUUAUUGCUGGUAAUUGGUCAGGUCAGAUGUGCCUUACAGUGUAAGGCAUCACAGUACUGGACAUAAAAACAGUCAGCCGGUGUUUUACAGUUUUGAGGUUGUGUACAUUCAACAAUUAUAUUUUAAAUAUCACCAUGGUAACCGAGGUUGCCCUGUCUCUCAUGCGCUGGGUCCAAGUUGGGCUUCUGUCACUGUUGUACUGCUGUGCCCUUGUUCUUGUGUAUUAGCACUGAGUUUAUCCUUUCUCUGUUUCUCUUCCUUCCAUUCUUUCUUUCUUUUCUUUCUUUCUUUCUUUCUUUCUUUAUUUCUUCCUUCCCUUCUUCCUCUAUAUUUCUCUCUCUUUCUAUCUCUUUGUCAUUGACUAUAAUGUUGGUGGAAUCUCUCAGUGUAUCAGUUCUUCCAACUUUGCACUUAAGACUACCUGAACUGGUACCCUUGUAUCGGGACGGGGCUUUCAAAUACACACAGCCUCCUGGGAAUUUGGUUUGGUGAUGUUCAUCAGAUCACUAUGCAUUGCUAUUUGGGGUAUAUAUUAUAAGUUGGGCUUUUUCUUUCUUCUCCCCUUGAUUGUAUAGUUUUAGCAGGUGGAGAUUUGAGCUGGGCUUCCAGGUCAAAAAUAUUUGAACCUUGUAAUUUUUUUAAAAGAAUUAAAAAAAAAUUAAAAAAUGACCAAAUAUGAAAUGGG